AUGAUGGGCAGAGUAAAUCCACAGACGUGUAAUGCGCCAGCCGUGGCGCCUCUCGUCACGGGGCCCGCCGUGGGGCGUGGGGAGGGCGCUGCUGGGGGCGGUGUGGGUGGUGGGAUGGGCGGGGCUGUGCGCGUGGGUGGUGUGGUUCGCGCACACGCAGGCCGUCAAUCCGCGGGAGGAGGCGAUGCGCGGGUGGUGCCACUUGCGCGUGCUCUACCUCUAUCAGCGCCUGCUCUCGUUCGUCUCGCGCGUGCAGGAGACGUCAGCGCUGCUGCGCUCACCGCCCGCACUGAACUCGUCCGAAUGUCAGCGCUGCUGCGCGUGUUGAGCGGGUACGGGCCGCGCACGCAGCAGCACCAACCUGAUCUCUUGGGGCGUGAAGGGGU
Closterium sp. NIES-65 is the source of this 386-nucleotide messenger RNA. The record is from the annotation of a GenBank genome assembly. Lineage: Eukaryota; Viridiplantae; Streptophyta; Zygnematophyceae; Desmidiales; Closteriaceae.